AUGGAAGAGGAGCAAAUGGAGAAGCAGUUGACGAGAGGCUCUGGUCGCGGCCUUUCCCUCUUGCUUCUGCCUGAAGCUCUUCUGAAUGGCCUCGGCUUCUACCUUCACGGCUGCGGUGGUUUCGAUGAAGGUUGCGCGCGGCAGAUCGUGGAUAAUGCGCUACUGAUGCAUGAUCUGGUUAGAGUUUAUAACAGAAAAGGGGAUCAGCCCAGAGCUGUCCUAAAAAUUGAUAUCAUGAAGGCUUAUGACACUCUACAGUGGGAUUUCUUAUUCUUCUUCAUGCAGAAGUUGGGAUUUCCUGAGAAAUUUAUCAGCCGGAUUAGAAAUUGUGUUAGCACUGCUCAUUUUUCUGUUAAUCUAAAUGGUUCACUUGUGGGCUAUUUUCAUAGUGAAAGGGGUUUGAGAAAAAGUUUCAACUUCUAUCCAAAAUGCAAAUUGUUAGGCUUGUCUCAUUUGGCCCUUGCAGAUGACUUGUUCAUUCUGUCAGCUGGAACUAUUAAAUCUUUUCAGGUUUUCUAUGCCAGCUUGGAGGAUUCUACUCAGGAUAUACUUUCUGAUUUGAUGCAAAUGAAUGCUGGUGCAUUACAAGUCAAAUACUUGGGCCUGCCUCUUAUAUCCACCAGGUUGAGUUACAAGGACUGCCUCCUUGCUGAUAUUGAGCGUGAGUGGAAAGCCCGGAACGAGGCUAUACAUCAAAAUAUCCAGGCGUCUGCUUUUAGCAUCGUGAAGACUGUUAUUGACACCAUGAGGCAUGCAUAUUGUGAGAAAUUUCUAAUUUUGUGA
Messenger RNA from Coffea arabica (coffee), 783 nucleotides. NCBI's taxonomy places the organism in Eukaryota, Viridiplantae, Streptophyta, Magnoliopsida, Gentianales, Rubiaceae. The record is from RefSeq and is a predicted model, not a curated record.